Fimicolochytrium jonesii is the source of this 1738-nucleotide messenger RNA. Its product is annotated as aspartic peptidase domain-containing protein. Bases 66 to 1598 code for a protein of 510 amino acids. Gene Ontology annotation, biological process: proteolysis. NCBI's taxonomy places the organism in Eukaryota, Fungi, Chytridiomycota, Chytridiomycetes, Spizellomycetales, Powellomycetaceae. The transcript has 11 exons. The record is from RefSeq and is a predicted model, not a curated record. Gene Ontology annotation, molecular function: aspartic-type endopeptidase activity.
UGUCCGCUCAGCGCGCAUUCCAUCGCGCAUUUUGAAUUCUGUUGAGAUUCAGUUAACUCGACAUCAUGAAACUGCUCACUACUGUACUCAUCUUCGCCGGCAUCUACGCUGCUUCGCAAGAUGCCGCCGCACUGGAUCCAGCGUCCGAGCCCGGUCCCGCCAUAAUUCCCAUGAUCCGCCAUGCCGAAGGCAGACAUGCCACUCGACGCAGCCUGCUGACACGCAGUGAAGAAGGGCUGGUUGUGGUCCGUCCAAAUGUGACUGAAGCCCAACUGGACGACGCUCUGAGUUCUGUCCACUUUGUCAACACAGAACAUGAGGAGGUCGAGAAGUUGCUCGCGGACGGCAAAGACAACCUUUUUGCCAGGGGUGUAUACGCCCCUGGUGCCGACCCCGACUACAUCGGUGAUGGCGACGAAGACGAGAAGCUCAAAUACUUCGUUGGAGAGGAAGACGAUGACGAGCCUCCUUUGCGCCGUCGCGCGAUGGGCGGUGGAAAGCAUGGCGGGUUGAAAAGGCGAGCUGGGACCGUAGCAGCUGCGACAGUGCGAAAUAACUAUGAUACCAUGUACUAUGUUACGUUGUUCCUCGGAAACCCUCCUCAGCCUUUCUCCGUAGUCAUUGAUACAGGCUCGGCGGAUCUGUGGGUUCCUGGGCUCCAGUGUACCACACAAUGUGGGAGCAAGCGGAGGUACAACCCCACAGCAUCUAAAACAGCAGCACAACAGGGUCUUGCCGUGAGCACUUGGUACGGAACAGGAUCUGUUUCAGGCACAGUUGUUGUGGAUGACGUUCGUAUCGGAAACUUGAGCGCAAAGUACCAGGUCUUCAUUCAGGCAAACACUGCGAGCAAUGUCCAGCCCGGAAGUAUCGACGGAUUGAUGGGGAUGAGCUUCUCCCCUCUGUCCUGGGCCAACUCGGUGGUUGACGACUGGUUGGUUGGCAAGUCUUCUCUUGUCGAGAACCUCUACUGGUCGCAGAAGAUCCCGCAACCCGCAUUCGGGAUCUGGCUGGAUCGCUACUCGUCAUGGAGCGCCACACCCGACACAAUGGUCGGAGGCGAGCUCACAUUGGGCAGCAACCUGGGCAAUCCUGCUCGUUACACUGGACCUAUCACAUGGUUGAGCGUGCCCGAUGCAUCCACUUGGUGGCAUGUAAGCUGGCUGGGCAUUUCGGGGCCCAAUAACGUGAAUGUACGCCCGCCCGGCAGGAACAUUAGAGGGUUGGUGGACACCGGCGCCACCUUGGUCCUCACGGAUUACGCCGUAGCUGUCCAGCUGAACGCACAGAUUCCGUCGACCUACGUGGUUGCUAAAGGUCUCUGGGCGUGUAACUGCGGAACAGUGGCAAACAGCGGUGUCACAUUCACUUUCAACCUCAAUGGAUUCCCCUUUACCCUCUCAGGAAGUGAGCUCGUUACAAGGGUGUGGCCGAACAAUGCCGACCUAUGCUACUCCCCGUUCCAGUCUCGAAAAAACCAAGACGUUCUGGACCAAUGGCUGCUCGGCGAAGUCUUCCUCCGCAAGUACUAUCAAAUCUACGACUACAAUCCCGCCGGGGCUUGGAAGCCCCGUGUUGGUCUCGCGCUGGCGACCUAGGACUUCAGCUUCAUUGACUUGGGAUUCGUACAGAAACCCUCAACACCUGAACGCUCUGUUUUUGCAUCCAAGCAGUAACAGUUCGUUAUGGGAAGCGACUGUGUCUUGUUCCACACAUGUGUAUUUGUUUAUGAAUGACU